AUGAAGCAGUGUCUAGUGUCUACUGUACCUCUGCCUGUUGAUACUGCUGGAUAUAUAGUUGAUGAUGUCCAACUCUGUUCGAUUGGUAUUUCCUUCGUUGAUAAAUGGGUCAGGGAAGAGCAGUUGGGAUUUGGCUAUUCUAUUCUGUUUGGCCAGAUACUAGGUUAUGCAUGCUUUACUGAUAUCAUUGUGGAUCUUUCGAUCUUGGGAAAGAAGCCCACAUGGAAGAUCGGUUCCUCUUUUUCCAUUAAGAAAAGCUCACGAGCCUUACCGAAAGUUCAGAUUGAUGAUGAUGUGGACUUCAUUGAUGAGGACAGCCUCUUGACUGAAGAGGACCUCAAGAAACCCCAAUUACCACCUGUGGGUGAUUGUGAAGUUGGGAGCACAAAGAAAGCUUGCAAAAAUUGUACUUGCGGACGAGAGGAAAAAUGUGGUCUUGGUGAUGUUUUUGGAUGUGGUACAUGUCCGUAUAAUAAGGGCCUUCCUCCAUUUAAGCUAGGCGAAAAGUUGCUUGCUAACAUCUCAAGAAUUCUAAAACCUGAUGGAACUAUCCUUCUUUAUUCGACCCCUGAAACUUCUCAGGGGCACAAGAUUCCAAAAAACGAGACGGCGAAUGAAGUUCUCCACGAAACAAUCCGACCAAACGGCGCCGUUUACAGGGAACCCUCAAUGACGUCGGCGGCAGCGGGAAUAUAUCCGGAUCGGGUUGGAUCCAGACCCGGCCACAGCGGGAGAAAAAUGGGCCGUAUUGGAGCAAAAUCGCCGGGGAAAAUGGACGGGUCGGGAGGGAGGACCCGAAAGGCGGCGGGUUCUAAAGGCGAGAUGACGUGGUCACCGACAGGCGGUGAGCUGCUUGAUAUUACUAAGAGCUUGGGUUGGUUACAUAAUGUGGGCAAGAAACAGAGCAAAAGCUUGUACUUGAGAAUAAGAGCUGAGAUUAAAAGGGCUGUGAAAGGGAGCAAAAAGCAGGUGAAAUUCCAAUAUGAUCCCCACAGUUACUCUUUGAAUUUUGAUGAUGGAUUUGAAUAUCAAGAAACUGUGGGCUUUGAGGGAGUAAAAUUCAAGGGGUGGCAAGAAAGGACUGUAUGGGUUUAUAUUGUUUUUGCCUAG
Striga asiatica is the source of this 1110-nucleotide messenger RNA. The record is from the annotation of a GenBank genome assembly. Lineage: Eukaryota; Viridiplantae; Streptophyta; Magnoliopsida; Lamiales; Orobanchaceae.